Messenger RNA from Haliotis rubra (blacklip abalone), 3160 nucleotides. RefSeq names its product circularly permutated Ras protein 1-like. Gene Ontology annotation, biological process: signal transduction; endoplasmic reticulum to Golgi vesicle-mediated transport; intracellular protein transport. Gene Ontology annotation, molecular function: GTP binding; GDP binding; zinc ion binding. The record is from RefSeq and is a predicted model, not a curated record. Lineage: Eukaryota; Metazoa; Mollusca; Gastropoda; Lepetellida; Haliotidae. Gene Ontology annotation, cellular component: COPII vesicle coat; plasma membrane.
CGAGCAGUAUAUAUAUGCGCCACAGACAACUCGGGUGAAAAGAUAUCGUCGAUCUGUCAAACAAGAAGGAACGUUUGUGUUGGAGGAAAGAUAUUCACAGAAACAAGAUGGAUUUCGGCAGCAAUUUUGUGUAUCUUGGAGAAGAUGAAGAAGAAGUAAUCAACUCAAAUUCAUCUUCAGAGGAAGAGGAAACAGAAGGAGAUGCGAAGGAAUGUAUGCUGGACAUUCUGGACACAGCUGGACAGGAGGAGUAUUCCGCAAUGAGAAAUGUUUACACACGGUCAGCUCAAGGCUUCAUCAUUGUGUAUGACAUCACGAACAGGGAGUCCUUCGAUGAGGCAAAGGCCAUGUUUACUUUCCUGGAAACAUGCAAGCAGGGAGAAAAGUUUUACGCUGUCCUUUGUGGCAACAAAUCUGACCUGGAUGCCCAGCGAGUUGUUUCCACAGCAGAAGGUACCGACCUGGCCAGCCAGAUGCAUGUACCCUUCAGGGAGACGUCAGCCAAAACAGGGGACAACGUCAAGGAAGCUAUUGAUGAUCUUCUCAGGACAAUCCCUCGCCACGGAAUUGAAUAUAAGCUGGCAACACUUGGUUCGGGUGGGGUGGGCAAGUCGUCGGUCACCUUGCGUCUUGUGCAAGACUCGUUUGUUGAGAACUAUGACCCCACCAUUGAAGAUUCCUACAGGAAGAUGAUCAGUGUGACAGGCCUUCCUAAGAUGGAGGCAAGAAAAAAGAAAAAGAGGUUUUCAUCGUCUGCUCAAUCCCAGGCAUUUGGUGGACUACAACAGAGUGCUGCCUCAUUUGGUGCCAAGAAGAAAGGCGGUGUCAUGUCUAGCCUGAAGAGAGUGUUCAGUGGAAGAAGGCAGGCCCAGGCAACACCCAAUAGAGCUUCACCUCCACCUCCACCGCCAUCGAGUAGGACACCCAUGAAGACAAAGAAGAUUGAUGGUAACAUCGUGCACAUCCCCCUUGGUUCACUGGCAGAUGACCCACAGCUUGUGACGGGGGAUCCAGUUCGGUGCAGCAAGUGUGAUGCUGUCCUGUGUCAGACGUCAGUCCUCGUAGACGAUGGAGAUACACGACAGUGGACGUGUGAGUACUGCGGCAAAGAGAACAAAAUAGAAGUUACAGCAGAGGAGAUACCAAAAGAGUUGAUGUUUGACUACAUGUUGAGUCCAGCAACCGAGAAAGAAGAGGAGGAGAAGGAGGGCAAGGAGGAGGUUGUCCAGAAGGUCACGCCAGGAAUUAUUGUGUACUGCAUGGAUAUCAGCGGCUCAAUGGACUCCAAAGCAGAUGUCCCUGAACUACAAGCGGCAUGGAAGCAGGCUCGAAGUGGAGAGGAGCUGGAGGCAAAAUCUCGGCUGGAGUGCAUCAAGGAGGCCGUGAUGAGACAAGUAGAGCUGUUGAAACAAGAGCAGCCUGAAAAGCAGGUCAUGUUGGUCCUCUUUGACUCGGAAAUUGAGAUUGUAGGCGAUGGGACUGGAAGCAGCAAGACGGUCACUGGAGUUGAUAUGAAUAACUUUGAUGCCCUCAUCAAGGAGGGCCAAAAGCAAGCAAAGAAAAAGGAGAUCAAACCUCUGCGACUUUCUCACGACAAUUUGAUGGAGAAGGUGGCAGAUCUUCACACACGAGGAUGCACAGCUCUCGGUCCAGCGCUAGCAAUAUGUGCUGGGUUUGUGAGUGAUGUGCCUUCGUCAGAGAUUGUGCUAUGUACUGAUGGAGCGCCAAACUCUGGAAUUGGUUCCUCGACUGGCAAUACCCGUGACUCAUUCUAUACAAAGAUCGGCGGAUAUGCACGUUCAAAGAACAUUGUCAUCAACAUCAUGGCAGUGGAGGGAGAGGCUGUUGGGAUGCAGUACGUUAGUCCAUGUGCACUGGCUUCAGGCGGCACCAUCAACGUCCUCAACCCCAUGGAGAUUGUUAGGCAGCUGCGAGUUAUCUGGCAGAACAAGGUCGUGGCUUCAUCAGUUCAUGUCACCUUCCUGCUGCAUCCAUCGCUUGUGUUUGUUGAAGAAGGAUAUCCAAAGGACUGCAGUAGGUUGGUGAAGGAGGUGGGCAAUGCCUUGAAGGACUCGGACCUCACUUUCAACUUCAAGCUCAAAGAUCCGAACAAUAUCCCAGACGUUGAGGAACUGCCUUUCCAGGUUCAGAUCACCUACACCCGCAAGAACGGUAUGAAGUGUCUCCGUGUCAUGUGCAAGAGCCACAAGUUCACCAAGGACAGGAAGGUGAUGGAAGAGAACAUCAACGUGGCAGUUGUUGGAUUAGCCACGAUGCAGAAGACAGCUGAGAUGACAAAGAACAGAGCUCCCCUAGAAGCCAGGGCACAGUUAUUGGCAACCAAGAAUAUGCUGAAAAGAGGUGCAAAGACUGUAGAGCAACGUGAAGAGCGAUAUGCAUUCCUGAACGAAUGCGAAGAAUUUGAAGAUGACAUUUCCUGCAAUUUGCAUCAGUGGCAAUUAGGUGAAGCAACUGAUAGUUCCCACAGAAUUGCUCACCAGUCACACCAGGCCAAUGUGCACCGGUUCCACGGAGCAAAGAAGAAAGUGGCAGCUGUCCAGAAGCGCCAAGUCAGCAAUAUGGAAGCUUAUGAAGGGUAUCGGAAUUAUAAGUGUUAAAGUUCAUCAUAUGCAGUCAGAUGUCCACAUGUAUAGAGAAACAAAAACGAUGUAAUCAUUUAUUUUGUAGAACUUGUAAGUGUCAAAGCCAACUCGAUGGUAAAGAUGCUUCCAGAGUUGCCACAACUGUUGUCUGUCAGCUGUUCAGAUGUUGUUGUGUGAUGCAAUGUAUGUGUUAGGAUAUAUCUGUCUAUGUUCAGUCUACAAUAUUCACUCAUUGUAGGCUAACAGACAAGCCAUGUGCAUCACAAUUACAUGAUGCAAUGUAUGUGUUAGGAUAUAUCUGUCCUUGUUCAGUCUACAAUAUUCACUCAUUGUAAGCCAGGAGACAAGCCAUGUGCAUCACAAUUACAUGAUGCAAUGUAUGUGUUAGGAUAUAUCUGUCCUUGUUCAGUCUACAAUAUUCACUCAUUGUAAGCCAACAGACAAGCCAUGUGCAUCACAAUUACGUGAUGCAAUGUAUGUGUUAGGAUAUAUCUGUCCAUGUUCAGUCUACAAUAUUCACUCAUUGUAAGCCAACAGACAAUGUAUGUGUUAGGAUG